Molecule: messenger RNA, 1054 nt
Organism: Tripterygium wilfordii
Lineage: Eukaryota; Viridiplantae; Streptophyta; Magnoliopsida; Celastrales; Celastraceae
Exons: 4
Coding region: 286-786 (166 amino acids)
Source: RefSeq, a predicted model, not a curated record
AAAAAGAUUGGAGUCAGUCAUUAUUAAUAGAAUCAUCACAAAAAGUUGACAAAACCCACACAUCAUCAGAAUUCAGAAGCUUCAAGUUUUGUCUCUCCUUUCCUCUCUUCCUCUGUUGUUCUGUUUGGUCCAAUAAAUGAACUGAAACAGAACAGCAUGUGUGUAUACUUCUUUUUAGAUUCUCUCUCUCUCUGAAUUUAUAUCUUCCUUGAGAAUCCACAGAGGUUGUUUCUUUUUAAAUCCCUUUUUGCCAAACCCACUUUUGCUCUCAAAAGAACCCAAGACAUGGAUGAUUGGAGGAGGAGUGGUCAAAUACCAGCAUUUGGAGACUGGGAUUACACAAAUCAGAUGCCAAUCACUCAGUAUUUUGAGUGUGCAAGACAAGCAGGGUUGUUCCGCUACAGCUCCUCCUCUGGUGAAUGUGAUCAUCAAUGCAUGAAUAAUGGAGAUUUGUAUGCUCUUGAUUUCAAGAAGAAAACCUCUCGUGAUCUUGGUCCCCCUCGUAAGACCAAGGGGAGAGAGAGGAAUGUGAAGGAACAGAGAAAGCAAGGGAAGGUGUGUGAUGUGACUGAACUGCCAAGAAAACAGAGUCAUCAACACCGUAAAAUGAACUCUAACUACAAAAAAAGUAGUGUUCAAGUGAUUAAUCAUCCAAGAUCGAGUGCUAGGCCUCCUAAACCUGUUGAUGAAGAUCUCUACAAGAUCCCUCCAGAGCUCCUAAACUCCUCCAAACGGAAGAGGAAGAUGGGACUUUUCUCAUGCUUGGUGCCAGCUUGUGCUUCCUGAAUUUUGGAUAUUCUGAACUGAGAGAGCUCACCAGUCAGCACAGUGAAACUUAAAAUGGGGAUAAAAGCGAACCUCUUUUUUGCUUUUCAUGGAAUUGUGUAGUUUCAGUGUUUGAAAACUGAAAACUUGGUUAUGGAAGACACUGAUAGUUCAUAGCUAGUAGAGAUGUUAAUGAUCCUUUUGUCUUUGUUUAAUUACUUGAUAAUAGAGAUAUCAUGAUGGACCGUUUGUUUAAUUACUUGAUAAUAGAGAUAUCACAUUAUCAUGA